Molecule: messenger RNA, 3988 nt
Organism: Homalodisca vitripennis (glassy-winged sharpshooter)
Lineage: Eukaryota; Metazoa; Arthropoda; Insecta; Hemiptera; Cicadellidae
Product: protein SON-like
Exons: 7
Coding region: 405-1586 (393 amino acids)
Source: RefSeq, a predicted model, not a curated record
UUUCGUUACGUCUCCACUCAUCGCCCGUCUGUCUAAUCUACAGACGGUAGCCGGCCAUAUAGCCACAGCGAAAAAGUUUUGCAGUUGAUGUUGACAACACAAAAAGAACUAUUUGUGUUAGGUUAUGUUUAUGUCUGUGUAAGUAAAGUGGAGAAUGAUAAGGGUUGUAAAAACUUAUUUGGGUUCUAUAAUAAGUUUUGUUUUAAAAUUAUCAAUACAAGGCUAGGUUAUAAGUCUGUGUGCUUCAUAAAAAUAUAGGAAUACAUUUAUAAUAUGAUUUAGGAAGAAACAAAACUAAAUUUCUGGUGUUAUUGAAGAAUGACGUCCUCUACAUGGAGAGAUAUGGACUAAAUCUGAUAUUUAGUGUACUGAUUCCUAUUACCCAUUAGUUCAAAGAGUUGAAAAUGGACGGAUACGGUCGUUAUGGAGCAGCCGAAGAUGAUUGGAAAUUUUCAAACUCAACUGUGAUAGACUAUCAUCAUCAGCCUCCUCCCUCCAGUGGUCCUGCAGCCUGGCAGGGUUCUGGUAGGGUGGAGGAUGCGGAUGAUUUCAAUCAAAAGCUUUACAUGCAACUGCAGGUCUUAUCUGGUAAAAUCACUCAGGAUCAAUUGACGUCUCAGCUACCGCAAAUAGUGGAUCAGCCUGACAGUAAGAAGUUAGAACCUGCAGAGUCAAUUGGGAUGUGGACACCUGCAAUGUGUGUCCAGGAAACUACGCCUUUUCCUGCAACACAGAAUACUGGACUAGAUGGCACAGAUGAUAUGGACAUUUCAGAUGAUGAGACCACAUCCCAAAACAAAACAAAGACAUCCAUAGUAGACGUAGAUCCUGUAGAGAAGAACAAUUCAGACAUAGGUUCGCCAGUGUCUCUGAGAAGAAACAUUGAAGUGACAUCAGGAGCAGCAUUUUAUAAAGGCUUAAUUCUUUAUAUCCCACCAUUUGAGCAGUUGUCAAACACUUAUAGAGGGUCACCAGCAGUAAAAAUGCUUUAUGCGUCCUUUGAGUUCAGUUUUGGAAUACCUGUCAAAAUAACAACAAGCCCCAGAAAAAAUUCUCCCGAUGUAAUGGAUGCUACAGUUUAUUUCCAAAACAAUAUCUUAGCGACUGGGUCAGGUUGGGCUCCUCACGUUGAGGCAAGUGUUCGAGCACUGGAACUCCUGAGCGAGACGUGCUACACAAUACAGGCAAAAGGGGAUUAUUUUCAAAGAUGCAAACUUCUUGAUGCUGAAAACAUGAAGACACUUAAUCUAAAAAAGUGGGAGGCAGUAAGCCAAAAAUAUCCAAAACUUAUUGAUAUUACCAAAGAAAGUCAUAUCCAGAAGACAUUUGCUGUAUUUUUGGAUAAUCAUACAAGCUCUGGAGUUUAUGAAGAUAUGGUCUGUUAUAAUCUCACAAAUCAAGAUGUGAAUAACAUCAAAUGUGUGGUUGAGUUCUUCCAUCUAACAAUGCUGCCUUGUGCUGUGUCCACAAGUCUGUCUAAGAAGCACACUCCAUGUGUUGUGUCUAUACAUAAAUACAAAUCUGCCCAAGCUUUGUUAGAAAUUAUGUUUUCAAUGUUUGCAGUGUGGUUGAGUUCUUCCAUGUAACAAUGCUGCCUUGUGCUGUGUCCACAAGUCUGUCUAAGAAGCACACUCCAUGUGUUGUGUCUAUACAUAAAUACAAAUCUGCCCAAGCUUUGUUAGAAAUUAUGUUUUCAAUGUUUGCAGUGUGGUUGAGUUCUUCCAUCUAACAAUGCUGCCUUGUGCUGUGUCCACAAGUCUGUCUAAGAAGCACACUCCAUGUGUUGUGUCUAUACAUAAAUACAAAUCUGCCCAAGCUUUGUUAGAAAUCCUUGUUGAGUGUGGAGGAGAGAAUGAUAACUUUAAGCUCCAUCCUCCUGAUACGUUUAGAGAUUUUUACAAGCUUCACCAAAAUUAUUGGGAUCCAUCACAAAAGGAUCUUAACAGCAAAACCAAUGUGGAGGAGUCAAACACAACAUUAGAUGAUGAAGACUUGCAGAUACUUAUCAUGAAACCGUACAAAAAUACAAUAACAGAAUUAUUUGAAAAGCACAAAAUCUUACCAAAAACAGAUAAAUCAACAGAAGACUUUUUGAGAAAAGCAGGUGAUGACUUUAUGAAAGACACUUUGAAAAUCGAUAUGGCACACAGCAAGAAUAAAGCCCCUGUAGAAAGAAUGCAGCUCUUAUUGAAAUACAUGGAGCAGUUACAAGAGUAUGGAAGCCGUGUCUUGGAUUCUGGCCGGUCAGAAAUGAUCAAAAUCUAUUACAAUGCUAUAGAUAAUUUAAGAAAAGAUCUUGAAGAUUGUAGAAAAGAUAUGGAAAAAGAGCAAAAAUCCAAGGAAUUAAAUCCUAAUGUGAUAGGUCGAAAUAUUAAAACUCUAUCCCCACCUCGAAAGAAAUCACCAUUAAGGAGAAGGUCACCAUUACGAAGAAGUGAAAAAUCUCCAGUCAGGCGAAGAAUUGUAGUUUCUCCUAAAAGGAGACCAAGAUCUCGUACUCCUGUACGGAAUGAUAGGUUAAGAAGGUCUCCUUCUCCAAGGCGGAGACAAAGAUCUAAAUCACCAAGAAGAAGAGACUGUUCACCUCCGAGAAGGGAUCAUUCUCCAAGAAGGUAUCGUUCUCCAAGAAGGGAUCAUUCUCCAAGAAGGGAUCGUUCUCCAAGAAGGGAUCGCUCUCCAAGAAGGGAUCAUUCUUUUAGAAAUGUCUCACCACCAACCAGCCGUUUCAGAUCUCCAAGACAUUCAUCUGUGCCUCAUGAAGAAAAUAUGUCCGUUACAAUUUUCAAAGACCAAUUCAAAAGAUUUGUUGAUAUGCUACGGAGAUUCCGCAUUGAAAUAGAGGAUACACCUAUUGAGAGAAGGCCUUCCUUGAAAGAUAGAUUACAAAAGUGCAAUGACCAGUUAAACAAAUUUUUUACUAUUGCAAGAGGAAACAUGGCAGAACUAGGAGGUUACAUUGAUGAAAUUGAUGUAUUAAAGGAAGAACUAAUUGUGCAAGAGAACAUGGUGGCUGGUAAACCUGGACCGUACGACAUUUCUCAAAACGUAAAUCCCCCGUCAUGGAGAAAUGUGAUUCAACCAGUACCAUUACAGACUUCAUAUCCUUUGCCAUAUGGAGCCCGUAUCCCCCCUCCACCUGGUUUAUAUGGUAGUGCAGUGUCAACAAUCUAUCCAUACAACAAUCCAUGAAACAAAUUUGAUAUAAGUGAAAAUUACUGAGGUCAAGCUAAAAAUAAAACAAAUUUGGAGAAAAUUCCUUUCACUUAUCUGUCAAUCGUUUUUAAUAUUUUUGCUAUGUCUUUUAGGGAGGAAAGUAUUUAUUCAAAAUACAUCAAAAUUUAGUAAUACAAUUGUAAACUAGCUUUUUUGAAAGGAACAUAUGUUUUAUCAAAUAACUAUGAGGAUUAGUAUUGUUUUUUUUUUUUUAGUUAACAUAUUUAGAGGAAAAUUUAUGUAAGUUAUGAAGGUACACAAUUUACCUUUUUAACCUAAUUUAGUAUUUAUGAUUUAGCAACAGGCUAUAUUUUUGAAAUUAAGUAGAGUAUGGAUUCAAUUAUUUUAAGUGAUUAUUUUAUAGCUAAAUACAAUAAUCAGUUUUAUAACAAAGUAAUUGAAUGUAUUAAAUGAGCAUUCGUUUUGUAAUGCUUGCAUUUUUAAGUAUAAAAUGAUUUCUUAUAUUGUUUAUUAUUUGUGUAAUUUUUGUAUGAUGAAGUCAAGUGUUCAUUUAAACAAGAUAUAGAAUGAAAUAAGCUUUGAUUUAGUUCUUGAAGUAUGUGAGAUAUCGGAGGAUUUAAUAAAGUCAUUAGUUAUAUAAAAUUUGUUUAGUUUGAAAUUGUAUUUUCGUUAAUUGUUGUAAGAUGUAUGUGAGAUCUCAGAUAUCAGAGUAAGUAUGAAUAAGAACAUUCAAUUAUUCCAUUUGGAAUAAGUACAUAUAUCAAGUCUUUAAAAUAUAUUUGAAAUAUCAAAUAUAUUUCAUGAAAAACUAAAA